AAAGUAGGUACUAUAAGCACCUAUUACAUACAAAUAAUGAUAAAAAUACUGAAUACCUAGCUAUUAGUCGUUUUAUUCAAUAAUUUCGUUUCUAAAGGACUUUAUAUAACGUCAAUCGCAGCACAGUAGAAGAAACUACAAGGGACCAAGCUGAAAGUGAAAACUGGAGGGCAGAAAGGAUGAUCCGACUCACCGCUAGUAAUUUUGGUCGUGUAUGCAAAAUGCGUCGCAAUACUAGUUGCAAAAAUAUGGUGCAUUCUAUCUUAUAUCUAACAUUCACUAGCAAGUCUGUCCAGUGUGGUAGGGAUAUGGAAGACGAGGCAAAAACAAAAUUUGAAGAAAAGUUCGGUUACAAAAUAAAAAAAUGUGGUCUUUUGAUUGAUACGCAAAUUCCGUAUUUGGCUGCUAGUCCAGAUGGCAUUAUUGGCGAUACUGCUAUCGUUGAAAUUAAAUGUCCUUAUGCUGCAAAAGACACGGAAAAUGAGAUAGAGGCUGUAUCCACUGGCAAAGUUUGUUUCCUACUAAAAAAUACCUUUCCUUAUUUUUUUUUUUAAAACAUAAUAUUUAUUAUGAUAUUAACACAGCUGAAGUAUUGUUCCAUCAAAGAAAACGAAUUGGUAUUAA
Messenger RNA from Myzus persicae (green peach aphid), 624 nucleotides. RefSeq lists its product as uncharacterized. Bases 180 to 554 code for a protein of 124 amino acids. The record is from RefSeq and is a predicted model, not a curated record. Lineage: Eukaryota; Metazoa; Arthropoda; Insecta; Hemiptera; Aphididae. The transcript is spliced from 3 exons.